GUGAAGACGCGGAGAGCAGCGCCACCACACGGAAUAACACAAUCACACGGUCAUUUUACCACGUUUUGGAGUUUGCGUCGAAUCUGACGAUUGCAAACAUUUGCACACAAAAAUCUGGCAAACAAGAGGCGCUCUAACCAACGUCCAGUUUUUUUCAGUUCCCAGCAGGAGGUGUCACGUGGUGGAGGUAGUGUGGGUGACCACAUUCAGCAGUGCCGCCACACCAGAAUCCAGUUUUUCGAUUAGUUUGUGGAUGUAGCAGUACACACUCAGGACAAAGUUCAUUGCUUGUGUGUAGUGUAGUCGAAAAUUUAAACUGCUGUGUAAUAUAUCUUAUUACAGUGUGCCCUUCACGUUCUUAAUUGUUGGAUUACGUUUGUUUUUCAUUCCAAGAUGGCUGGCGAUUAAUUAGGUUAAUAAUGCUGACGAAAACAAUUUUUCUGAGGAUGAUAAAACAUUUGUGAAAAUUAAAAAGAUAUUAUCCACGUGUUGACAUCCAGAAUUUUUUUGUGUGCGUGUUCACUUUUUGAGAGCUGGAAAAACGUCUUCCUUAAACAAAUUGUGAUGUCAUCUGUGAACGUUUAGACUGAUCUUAUCACUUUGGUUGUGUGAUGAGUGACCAGUUGUUUUUGACCAAGAACGUCUGACCAAGUCUGACCAACUUUGACAAGCAUUGACCAAAUAGACCAACAUUGACCACCACUGUCCAAGAAAAUGGCUGAAAAUGACGUGGACUACCACAUAGACGAGGACCUGGAGAGGUUGUUCCACUCAGAUCUACAGAACCUGGAGCUGGGGCACAACGGUUCCGGACAUGAUGACGUAGUAGGCGACCACCUGCCAGAGUGGCUGAUUGGUGUUAUCGUCGUCAUCAUCAUGCUCAUCGUCGCUUUCUUCGUCAUGAUUAUCACGUCACUUAUCAAAAAUAGGCAGAAAACGCGAUCGUCCACCUACAUCGGGAACGUGGCGUCCACUGUUUGUGACGAGAUCGAGACUGGGAAGAUCGUGAGUACUAACGGCACGUGCAUGAAAAUGACGUCAUUCAACACCGUCACUGACACGGCUGACGACGAGAAACCGUCGGGCGACCAGGUGCCGCUGGCUGACAACGAGGAGCAGACGGACGAUGCCGGCUGCAAGAACCCGCUCUUUGUGGACGACGAGCAGACGGACAACAACGACGGCAGGAAACACGACGGGAACCACGUGACCGACCCAGCGGCAAAAUCUACGUCACACAAAAACAAGCACGCGGGCGGCGCGAGGAAGUCCCUGCAGGAGGAUCACGUGACCGAGUCCCAGGUCAACAAGAAGAUGUUCUCCAGCAAGGGCAAGAACUCAGGCCAGACUUUGCAAAAACGGGAGCGGAGCAAGAGCAUGUCCGCGGGCGAUGACGUCACAGAGGAUCACGAGAGUGAGCACCAGCCCAAGAGAAACUCCAUCAACGUCACCCCCGCUAGACACGCCUCCGCCAACGGCUCGGAGAGCUGCUGUGAAGACUCUGGCGUCGAGCUGGGCGCGUCGGAGUCUACGACGCCGUGCGAGUCCAGUGGCCAGCGUCUGGUGGCCGUGCUGGAAGUGGCCAAAGACGUGGCGAGCUCCGACCUGAGCGAGAAGAUCAUCAACGUCCCAGGCAAGUCGGCCUUCACCAGCACACAGGUGCAGAUCUCCGUGCACAGCGAGGGCGUCAAGGGGCUCUUCACAGAGGGCGCCAAGGGUCUCUUCACAGAGGGCGCCAAGGGUCUAUUCAUAGAGGAGGUCAACUUCCUGGAGAACUCCUUCACGGAGAACAAGGACUUCGGCGAGACCAGGACUCUGGACACGGCAAGAAAGGACGUCUUAGACACACUGGAGUCGACGCCCCUGGGUGACGCUCAGCAGCCGACGGUGCCAGACGUGCACGCGUGCGCGGAGCAACUGGCACCAGAGCAAGACGCCACAUUAAGCUGUGACGUGUACGGCCAGAUUCUACCUGAUGACGUCACCACAAACUGGAGUCUGAACCAAGCAGCGGGCGCCGAUGAGAAGGAGGAGGGGAGGGAGGGAGGGGCGACCAUGAGCACAAACCUCUAGCACGUCUGCCGACCCGGCAACCACAAAUCUUUCAUCCGUCUGGUUCUAGCACCGGUCAGUCAAAGACUUGCCGGUCAAGGAACCGCCAGUCCAAGACUGGCCGGUCCGCUUAAGACUGGCCGAAUAGGUGCCACACCCCCCAGUUGGUGCCACACCACUGAGACUUCAUCUGUUCUGACCACUGUUUUCUAUUUUUGCCGUGUAUUGUUUCUGUUGGUGCUAAUGAUGUGACUGGGAAAGGGAAGCAACUGAAGUUUUUAUUCAUUUACAAAAAUGUGUCUUAUCUUUUAAUCUGAGUUCAAUUUCUUGUAUGUUUGAUUUAUUCCUUUUUUAAACUCCUUUGACUUGUUGAAUGAUUAUAUUUGAGAUAAAUUCUCACAAGUGACAGAAACUGUUUAUCAAAGUAGAAAAAACCCAGACCUGUUUUUUUUUUUUUAAUUGCUUAACACACUGUGCCUUGCACGUGUAGUUUGUGUUGUUUGGUGCACGUGUAGUUUGUGUUGUUUAGUGCACGUGUAGUUUGUGUUGUUUAGUGCACGUGUAGUUUGUGUUGUUGUUUAGUGCACGUGUAGUUUGUGUUGUUGUUUCUAUUGGCAAAAGGUUGAAGUGAGUAUGUGUGUAUGUGUACGGAGUGAGGAGGGUGUGUGUGUGUGUGUAGACUAUGGGUGCGUGUGUUAUAUUACUCAUCAUCUUCUCCUCCUCCUUCAAACAUUCAAUCAAUUUUUUCACGCGAAUGUUGACACUUUUUUCUUGUAUAUUCCCUAAUGAGUUGGCCAUUAUGUUCUAUCCUGCUAUCGCGUUGGUCAUUAUGUUUUAUCCUGCUAUCGCGUUGGCCAUUAUGUAUUAUCCUGCUAUCGUGUUGGCCAUUAUGUAUUAUCCUGCUAUCGUGUUGGCCAUUAUGUAUUAUCCUGCUAUCGUGUUGGUCAUUAUGUAUUAUCCUGCUAUCGUGUUGGCCAUUAUGUAUUAUCCUGCUAUCGUGUUGGCCAUUAUGUUCUAUCCUGCUAUCGCGUUGGUCAUUAUGUUUUAUCCUGCUAUCGCGUUGGCCAUUAUGUAUUAUCCUGCUAUCGUGUUGGCCAUUAUGUAUUAUCCUGCUAUCGUGUUGGCCAUUAUGUAUUAUCCUGCUAUCGUGUUGGUCAUUAUGUAUUAUCCUGCUAUCGUGUUGGCCAUUAUGUAUUAUCCUGCUAACGUGUAUUUGUCGGCGUGUCUGAAAUUUGGCGGGGAAAAUUCCGAAACUAUCGGGCCUUCAAAGCUUUUAAAAUCUAAUUGGUAUAUUUUAUUUCAUAUGUUCUGUUUUUAAUAUUUCUUAAAGUCAAUUGUAAAACUAAGAUUUGCUGAUUUUAUAUGGCAGUUGUAUAAGUGUGAUUUGUAUGGUAGCUGAAUUGUGAUUAAUUAAAAUAGUUAUAUGGUGUGUAUGGUUGUUGUAUGGUGUGUAUGGUAGUUGUGUUUGUGUAUGGUAGUUGUGUUUGUGUAUGGUAGUUGUGUUUGUGUAUGGUAGUUGUAUGAUGUGUAUGGUAGUUGUGUUUGUGUAUGGUAGUAGUGUUUGUGUAUGGUAGUUGUGUUUGUGUAUGGUAGUUGUGUUUGUGUAUGGUAGUUGUGUUUGUGUAUUAGUGGCCUGUGGUGUGAAUUCCAGUAAAAAUAUAAAAAGAGUUCUACAAUAUCAACAUGGGUUCCGAACCCGCAACUGACGAGAUAGAUAUCAUACUCUCAAUUCGACAUGGUUAACAAUUUGACUAAAUUUACUGUAGGGUGUGGUAGUUGUAUUGUGUCAUGGCACUAGUUGUAUUGUAUACAUGGUAGUGUUGUAUAGUAUACAUGGUAGUUGUAUAGUUUAACUGGUAAUUGUUGUAUUGUAUACAUGGUAGUUGUUGUAUAGUAUACAUGGUAGUUGUUGUAUAGUGUGCAUGUUAGUUGUGUAACGUGUAUUAGUUCAUGUAUGUAACGGCCCACCGUGUGUCACCAUACACAUGUCACCAGCCGUGUGUCACCAUACAAAUGUGAAUCACCAUGUCACCAGCAGUAUGUCACGCACCAAAGUGUACCAACUACGCCUGAAUCACCCGACCAUAUCUGUCUCAGUGUAUUUAUUUAAUAACUUUCAGCCAUAACAUUGGACCGUUGACCAAACGUGUUGAUACCAUUUUGAUAAUGACUU
Molecule: messenger RNA, 4225 nt
Organism: Physella acuta
Lineage: Eukaryota; Metazoa; Mollusca; Gastropoda; Physidae
Source: RefSeq, a predicted model, not a curated record